AUGGAGCCUGUGCCUGAGAUGGAAAGCCUGGAGCAGUUCCGGUCAUCUCCAGUUCCAUCACUUCGGCUCCAGAGCCCUCCUACUCUCCAUUCUCUUGAUACUGAACCACUGAGGAAACCCCCUACGAUCCGCCGCUCCACCGAUCCCAACCCCUCAUCGCCAAACUCUCCCACCUGGAGCGUAUCGCCAGCGAUGCCUUAUCGUCCUCGAACAACAUCACCGCUAUCAGGAUUUCAUCAGAGGUCGAGGUCGGCCAUAUCUCUUGCCCCACAAAUGUCCCGCGCCCAGUCCCUACCUGGCGUAAGCGGCUCAGGGCACAUCCUCUAUACUCCACAGCUGCGUCCUUCGAGCCCGUCCGGGUCUCCUAGUCGUGUUCGAGUCGCUCGUAAGCCUGUCGACGAAGCUUUCCCGACCUCUCCUGUUCGCUCUUCCGUCUUGGACCACGAUCGGACUUUGCCAGAACGGAGCCUAUCCCCCGUUCUCGGUAGUGUUCCAUCAUCCUCAGCGCCUUCGAUGGCCAGUGCUGCCAGCCGAUAUCGGCGGCCCUCCUCGCCACUCCGUUACAAUGGGCAUUCGACCACUACCGCUGUGCCCAUGCUUCCAUCCACGCCGUCAUCCUCCUCUUCCUCCCCCUUAGGUCGGGCCUACGAGAUCUCGCAUAAUAGCUACAGCACGCUCACGCCAUUUCCGUCUUCGUCCGUCCCUUCUACACCCACGUCCACUCGAUCGAGGAGCCCCAGCAUCUCGAGCCUAGAGACAAUUCCCGACUCGCCAGACGCUGAGGAAGCCGCUAUGGAAGCGGAGAGGAUUGCACAGCUGAAAGCUGAUGCUGAAGCUGCCGAAGAAGGCUCUGACACGGCCGAUGGCAAGGGGCGGAGCAGUCUUGAUGUUCCAACUCGUGGUAGGACGCUUGGUUUUGGAUCUCGUGACAAGAGGAAGCGCUGGAGCGUUUGUGGUGCAGAGAGGAGAGGCGAUCUCGAUCUGGAAACGAUUUGGGAGGAUUAG
This is a messenger RNA of Verticillium alfalfae VaMs.102, 1005 nucleotides long. RefSeq lists its product as hypothetical. The coding region runs from base 1 to 1005 and encodes 334 amino acids. The record is from RefSeq and is a predicted model, not a curated record. Lineage: Eukaryota; Fungi; Ascomycota; Sordariomycetes; Glomerellales; Plectosphaerellaceae. The transcript has a single exon.